Parnassius apollo (apollo) is the source of this 342-nucleotide messenger RNA. Lineage: Eukaryota; Metazoa; Arthropoda; Insecta; Lepidoptera; Papilionidae. The record is from the annotation of a GenBank genome assembly.
AUGUCACUACUACCAAGAAAUGCUUUUGUCUUUAUCGUAGUGAUUAUAUACCUGGUGAACACUUGUAGAAGCAUCAGUAAGAAUCAAAAUAUACGUAUUGCUGACCCUAAUUUAAAUAAGCUUUGUGAAUCUUAUUCGCGGCAUGCCUACUCAAGGGGUCACAAAUUCAUAUGUUUGGUUUGCAAAGGGUUUGAUAUUUCAUGUUUCUCAACUACCAAACCCGUUACGACGACGACUACCACCACUACUGCCAAGACGACUCUUCCGUCUUCCGUUAGGCCGACAAUUUCCGAAUUACCCCAAUUCACUACAACAACUAAAGCUCCUGAACCUGAAGAGUAA